CUAGUGCUUCAUUAUUGAUGGUUGUCUCAUAUUUGAAAGUUAUCUAUUGCCCAGCAGCUUUGCUCUUGGAUGGGUGAGGAACACUCAUGUGUGAACUCACUGUGAACUCACUCUUAUUUAGAUGACAGUUGCUUUUUUGAGAAGGAUAAUCUCAUGGACUCUGAACUCCUACUGUGUUCACUGAGGUUUACUUCCAGUGUUAGAACCAGUAGAACAUGUUCACCCGGAGACGCUCCAAGGCUUUCUUACUGGACACAGUCAAUAGAGGAGCUGAGUUUGUGGAGAUCCUGAAAAUUGUUUACCCCAAAGCCAGUGAUCUUCAUGAGAAGGAUUUUGACUGGUUGUUUGACUGUCCUCGGAUGGAGCAGUUUCUAGACUGGUUCUGCAACACAGUUGGGGAGGAGAAUGUCUUGAGCCCUACAGAAGUGGAGGCCUAUGAGGAGCUGCUUUCUUCUGAGAAGCCUGUUCUGGAAGAUGAAGCAUUGGAGCAGGCGCUGAAGAUCUGCCGCCAGUCCCAUCACCUAAACAGUGUGCUGCAGGACAAUGAAGCCUUGCCCCUUGAAACCAUGGAGCGAGAGAAGCAGAUGCUGAAGAGCCAGUGUGCCGGUCGGAUAAAGCGGCGCAACAAGCUUCAGAUUUGUGUGGCCAGCUUGAAGCAGGAGCUCUGCCAUUUGGCAGAGAAGACCGAGAAAGCAAGCAGCAUGUUGAAGAAAGCUCACCUACAACUGGACCUAGAGAACAUUCAGAGUAAUAAUAUUCUCAGCCAGGCCUGUAAGAUAACAAAGGAGCUGGUAAAGUGGCAUAAGGAACCUAGACAUGAGCGUCUGGAUGUAUUGCUGGCAAGAGCAGGUCUGGGAUGUUACCUAGAGUUGGAAGAAAAAGUCACAAAGGCAUUACUGGGAUUCUUCCCAAAGACCCUGCCAGAUGCUGUCAAUCAUACGGAGGCUGAGAGAGCAAUUCUAGCAAAGAAGGGCUGGGGAGGCUCUCAAGAGCAGCUGAGUACAGAGAUGAUAGUAAGGCUACCUUGGAAAGAGCUGCCAGAAAACAGGGGUAUAUUUUGUGGUAACAGGUCUGAAGAUCAGAAAAUAACCACAAGAGCACUGAAGAGCCAUGGAGUCCAUCAGGGGCAGCUGGGCAGUACGGAUGAGCCAGAGCUUAUACCUAAAGUCAAAGAAAUGGGCCAUCCCAAAAUGGAGGAGUGCACAGCAGAGGCAUUGGCAGUAGAGGAUGGCUGUCAAGCAAGGCUGAAGACACAGGCAGAAAUGGUCCACAUGGAGAAUCCUAAAGACAACAACCUGGGCAGCUACCAAGAAGAACUGGGGCGCAUGGAGUUUGCUUAUGUAUGCAGUCAGAAAUCACUAAUCAUGACCUCUGCAGGAAUUAGGGGGAUUUUGUCUGCCUUGCAAUGGACAGGGAAGGCCUUGAAGGCUGCAAAGGAGAAUAAGAUGGAAGAGGCAGUAGAUGAACUGCGCCUUCACGUAGUCACCUGCCAGGAACAGCUGUGCAUCCUCCAAAGUGAGGUAGACCAGGCAAAGACCCAACAGCUUGUACUCUUGCUUCAGUGCAAUGCCCACCUCCUUCGCUGGCCUGUUAUAUGUGGGGAACUGGACUUAGAAGCCAUCAGACUGGGGCAUGUUGAGUCCAUGCAGGAAGAAGCUGCUGCCCAACUGUUGGGUCAGCUGAGUCAUUUGGAUCUGUUGAACCUCUUACUGAUGCUGGAAGAGAAGAAUCUGCACCAGAUGGGAACAAGUCUCAAGGAGAUGGUGACUAUCCUGAAUGGCUCCCAGGCUAAAUUGCAGGAAUGGCAAUCUUGCUGUGAGGAUUCAAGGUUCUCCAUUAAGCAAUGUCCACGAACUCUAACAGACCCCAGUGAUCUCAUCAUACUACGGUUAUGGGAGAUGCUGGAUAAGCAUGGCCAAGAGAAGCAACUCUUCCGUACCUAUGAAACUUUGGCAGGUCGGGGCUCACGGUUGCGCCAGGAAUUGAGGAUGCUCCAAGUGCAGCUGGCAACCCCAUUCUCUCAGCUUCCUAAACUGGAGUCUGACAAUGAGCGACUACAUUGUAUAAUGUACGGUGACUCCAACCAGCUAAUGCUUCAUGCACAGGAAUUGUCUGAACCUCUGGAGCAACUUGGUAUGAUGCAAGCCAAACUCUACCAAAUGCUAAUGGACACCCUGAGCGAAUUGAAGGCCAAACGCAAAUCCCUGCAGAGCCACUUUCAGAAGGCUGAGCGUAGCCUCUACAUGCACUUCUUCAACAACCCAGCCCAGCUGAAGGAGCUGGUACAAGAACUUGAGAAGCAGGCCCUGGCCUUCUCAUAGGUGCAGGUAUAAUCAUCACUAGAGAAGAGUGAAAGGCGUUAAGUAGAAAAUGAAUCUAAUUGCUUGCUCUGAAGUCCUCACAAGUUGUCUUCAUCAAGGUUGAAAGGAAAGCCUCCUUCAGGAGGCUCAAGGAGGAUCCUGUUGAUAGUACAUAAGAGGUUAUAUUGCUAUGAACCCCUCUAAGCACCGAUGGGUGGGGGAAGCAGUUCUGAAGCAGAAAAAGUUAAAGCACUAAGAGGUGGUUUGGCAGAUAACAAGGCCACCACAAAGGAGUCUGAGCAGUUCUAGGACAUGGAAAAAGAAAUGCUGUAAAAUAAUUCCAUGCUCAGUUGUGUCUCUCUUCUACAAUGACGACUGGGUAAAAGAUCCUUAACCACAAACCUACUUCUCCUCUGAGUUUGGGCCUUGUGAUGGAUACAGUGCUGGAUGGAUGGAGUGACUGCAAUUAUAGUGGGCAGAUUAUGAACUACAGUUCAUAUUUGGAAGAAGAGAUGUUGAUUGUUUUGUCUGUCUUUUCAACCUGUUUUCCAACUGCAACUUCCUGUAUUAUUCCAAAAACUGUAAUAGAAAGGAGCAGGGUGCAAAGCCAAGAAUGUUUUGCUAGUUGUCAAGGAAGUCAAUAUCUAUUUUCCCCCACCCCAUCUAUUUUUUAUAUAUAUAAAUCUCUCUCACACACACUUCUGUAACUAUCUUGUCUAUUAAUGCCUUAAAAUGUAACCAGCAUGUCUAGAGAAUACAUUGUUUAGACUGGAAAUGACAUAGUAUAAUAUUAAUACAUGUACUUUAUGUGCACUUUAAUUUUAUCUGCUUUUCAGGCAAAGAAGGAUAGACUUCCAAGCUUAUUAAGAUGCUAAAUUGUUUAAAAUUCCUGGAAAAGUAUUAUAACUACAGGAUUAUCUUGUCUGGGAUUAUAGAAUCCUGCUGGGAAUUGGCCAUAGUAAUUCAAGUGGGAUCUAAAUGGAAAUUAAUUUGAAAGGGAAAUUGGCCGAGACCCAAUGUAUAUAAUCUAUACUCAUGCUUUCUGAAGUCUGGUGGUGCCGCCAGAGGCUACCACAAAAGUAAACUGACCCACUGCUAAGGAUGAGGUUGCUUCUCAUACACAUGUUGUGCAGUGCAGUUGCACUUUUUUUCCAUUUUCGCGAUGUACACAGACAUGCCAUGAAUAAACCACACACAUCUGAAAGCAUCAAGACAUGACUUCUGGUGCUGCUAUUGCUAGUGACACAUUACAGUCAUCUCUCACCAAGUGCGAGGGUUCCGUUCUGGGAAGACCUUGCGGCUGGCAAAUUCACGGUUGGUGGGACAUUAAAACCAAUGGGAAACGGGGUUAGGGGAAUUGUGGUCCCAAAAGACUGCAAAAUACAGUUUAAAUAGGAAAAAACCCACCCCGACUCCCAGAAAUAGAAAAAAAACCCACCCCAAAUUACCAAAAGAUCUCACUAAACCACAGAUCUUCAGGUUGUGGCUGGUGAGACCUGACACAAUUUCCCAGUCAUGGAUACUUAAAACCACGAUUGAGACUGAUUGCCACAGUUGGCAAGGGAUGACUGUACAGAGAAUGGGCACCAUGUAUUGAUGUAUGUGUGCAUCAGUGCAUCAUGUUAUGGCACCUUAUGACAGCAAAAGGUAGGCAGGUAGAAUAUGAAAGAUCUCCAUAAGAAUCCACUGUAAAACCCUCUCCAGAUAUUACAAAACGAGCCCAAAAUAAGACAGCUUGUUAAAUACUGUAUAUACCUAUUCUGAAAACAGUUGUUCCCUGUUGUAAAGUGCAGAGAAUCACACAGGAAGAAUGAUGGUCAGGCCAAGCUAGUGCCAAAAGGUAUCGCUUCUUGAUUAAAUUACCUCAGUAAUGUCAUUUUUGUUGAGGUUCCUUAGGCUUCCAAGGGCAGCAUCCAGAGCAGGGAGGGCUUCUGCCAGGUCUUUUUGGGCAUCAUCAGCAAUAGCCUGAGCUUUCUGAGCUUUCCCUUUAGCUUUCAUUUCUUCUGCUUGCACAUCAUUUCGUGUCUCUUCAGCUGUAGCUGUGUCUACCUGUAGCACAUAAAAGAUAUUUAGCAUCUUUUCUACAUCAACCUGGGCCUGUUUUUGAUCUAGACCUGACAUUUCUGGUUCCCAAAUGGACUUUGUUCAGUUAAAAACUUGCUCUUUCUCUCUGUGGUGUGUGUGGGUUUUGUUUUUUGGGUUUUUUUUGCAGAUUGUCAAUAAAUGACUUUACAUAACAUACA
This is a messenger RNA of Hemicordylus capensis (graceful crag lizard), 4543 nucleotides long. RefSeq lists its product as uncharacterized. The transcript is spliced from 5 exons. The record is from RefSeq and is a predicted model, not a curated record. Gene Ontology annotation, cellular component: mitotic spindle; centrosome; HAUS complex. Lineage: Eukaryota; Metazoa; Chordata; Lepidosauria; Squamata; Cordylidae. Bases 216 to 2321 code for a protein of 701 amino acids. Gene Ontology annotation, biological process: spindle assembly; centrosome cycle.